Molecule: messenger RNA, 1737 nt
Organism: Opisthocomus hoazin
Lineage: Eukaryota; Metazoa; Chordata; Aves; Opisthocomiformes; Opisthocomidae
Source: RefSeq, a predicted model, not a curated record
AUGGAGGUGGAGAAACCCCCGCUGGCACCUGAGCCACCGACUCUCCUGAAGACCUACAAAUGGCGAACGGCAGCACCCAUGGGUGACCGGGAACCCGAGCGUGGCAUGGGGUCUCCAGGCAGCCGGCGUUGGACCCGGUUGCAGGGGUGGAAACGUUCCUACAGCCAACCCGAGUCUGAUGGCCCCGAUGAUGGGGCUGGAAAGGGCAGCUUGGGGGCACCCAAGGCCAGCACCCGUCGGUCUCUCUUCCAACGGGCUUUUUCGGCCCCCUCCAAGGGGACCAAGGAGACACGGGCACCCGAAGGUGGCAAGGCCACCCUGCAGAAGUACCUGCGCUCCAUGUCCAAGAGGAAGGGUCAUGUGGAGAGCGGUUACAGGGCUGAGCACACCCAGUCUCCCCCGACACCCUGCUCUGCACCCCCAGUGAGCACCCACAGGACGUCAUCAAUCCCCCUGGCUCCAGCACCCGAUGUCCCGGUGUGGGAUGUCUCCAACUUCUCGCUGGUGGACGGACAUCUGGUCCUCGUGGGCAGGGACGAGGAGGCUUUGUGCAGGAGCAGGAACCGGACCGGGAGCUCCACCUCACACAGCACCAACCUGCACGCGGCGGGCGCCAGGAGGGAUCCAGACCCGGCUGCGGAUGAGAGGAACACCCGGGGUGCCGGGAAAAGCACCGAGAGCGAGAACUCCUCCACCUCCCAGUUCAGCAAUGUCAAGGACAACUGCGAGCGGCUGGAGCUGGCACUGAGCCUGUGGGUGUAUGAAGCACGGGACCUGCCACCUCGCCGGCGUCUCCGUUGUCACCUCCACCUGGAUGGCACCCUCUUUGCCCGUACCACCGCCAAGGUGGCCAGUCCCGAUGGCGAGCUCUUUUGGGGUGAACUCUUCCAGUUGGCUGCCCUACCACCUGCCCAUGCCCUCACCCUUGCCCUUUGCCGCGAUGACCAUCCCGGUCAACCGAUGGCCUCCAUCACCGUCCCCUUGGCCGAGCUGGCGGCUUCUCGGCAGCCCCUGGAGCGUUGGUACCCACUGAGCGGUCCCGGGGGAGGUGAACGGGUGCCAUCGGUGAGGGUGCGUGGGCGCUACCGGGAGGUGCGGGUGCUGCCCAUCGUACGCUACAAGGAGUUGGCUGAGUUCAUCACCUUCCAUUACCGGGAGUUGUGUGCCCAUCUGGAGCCCACCAUCGCCGUGCGGCACAAGGAGGAGCUGGCCGGUGCCCUGGUCCGCGUCUUGCAGAGCACUGGGAAAGCCAAGUCGUUCCUCAUCGACCUCGGCGUGGCCGAGCUGGACCGCUUCGACGACCGUGAGGCACUAAUCUUCCGUGAGAACCACUGGCCACCAAAGCCAUCGACGAGUACAUGAAAUUGGUGGGGGGCAAGUACCUCCAGGACACGUUGGGUGAGGCCGUGGCCCAGCUCUGCACCUCAGAUGACAGCUGCGAGGUCGAUCCCAGCAAAUGCGCUGGCCUUGACCUCUCCGACAACCAGAACAACCUGCGGCAGGUCUGCGAGGAGACCUUCCAGCGCAUCGCCACGUCCUGCGACGCCUUCCCAGCGGAGCUGGGCGAGAUCUUCGCGGCAUGGCAGGAGGAGUGCACGGCGCGGGGCAAGGCGCCCAUCGGGCAGCGCCUGGUCUCAGCCUCCCUCUUCCUGCGGUUCCUCUGCCCUGCCAUCAUGUCCCCCAGCCUCUUCGGCCUCGUCCAAGAGUACCCGAGUGAGGCCACCGCCCGUACCCUCA